CUGUCAGCAAGUACAUGAGAAUUGCAGAGUGGUGAUGAUGAGAGAGGAAGAAAUUAGAAAAUGAGCAAUAUUACAGCCUCUUGCGUUUUGGGUGGGAUAGGAGGCUAAUCUUUGUAUUUUUCCUUUUGAAUUGGGAAUUGAUUAGAGCUUUCUGUUUAAGUGAAGUAUUUAUAGGGCCUAAGGUUAUAGCAUUUUUCUAAGGAAGGACAGAGCCGUAGGACUGAGUCAGUCCACUUUUGAUACAUGAAGUUUAAUCUGGUGUUCCUGGAUAUCUUCAUGUUUCCUGUAGCAGGAGGUAUGGGCCCACCUCAAGGUAUGAUUCCUAUACAACAGCAAGGGUUUCCAAUGGUAUCUGUCAUGCAAUCUACUAUGCCAGGCAUGAUGGGAAUGAAUUACGGCUCUCAGAUGUCUCCUGGACCUUUGACUAUGCAGGGUGGCAUGCCCCUUGGGGCUAUGCAAGCAACUGGAAUGCCUUUUAUGGGACAGGCGUCUUUCUUAGGAAUGCGCCCAGCAGCUCCACAAUACACCCCCGACAUGCAGAAACAAUUUGCAGAAGAGCAACAAAAAAGGUUUGAACACCAGCAAAAAUUCUUAGAAGAAGAAAGAAAACGACGCCAAUUUGAAGAGCAGAAACAAAAGCUGAGACUCUUAAGCAGUGUGAAACCAAAGACAGGUGAGAAGAGCAGAGAUGAUGCUUUGGAAGCUAUUAAAGGAAACUUAGAUGGGUUUUCCAGGGAUGCUAAAAUGCACCCUACUCCAGCAUCGCAUCCAAAAAAACCAGGCCAUCCCUUGGAAGAGUCGCUCCUAACUUAUGAUUUAAGUGCAUCUGGACAGAAGCAAACCAAACUUAAAACAUCUGAAAUUGAGCAUAAAGCCUCAGCCAUAAGCCAAGUUCAUCCCAGUGUAACUGUGAAUAAUUGGAAUGCUGUAGGUGGACUUGUAAGUGGUACCACCGCUGCAAAAGCAUUCAAGGCUUCAGAACAAAACAUAGCAGUUGAAGAGUGUGGUGUUGGAGUAUUUCCUUCCCAAGAUCCAAUCCAGCAAAUGAUGCCACCUUGGAUUUACAAUGAAAGUUUGGUUCCAGAUUUGUAUAAGAAAAUUUUAGAAACCACUAUGACUUCUACUGGAAUAGAUACUGCCAAACUCUAUCCCAUUCUGAUGUCAUCUGGACUUCCCAGGGAGACCCUUGGACAAAUAUGGGCUUUAGCCAAUCGUACCACGCCUGGAAAACUUACAAAAGAAGAGCUUUAUAGUGUCCUGGCUAUGAUAGCAGUAACUCAGAGAGGAGCACCUGCAGUGAGUCCCGAUGUUUUAAACCAAUUUCCAACUGCUCCUGUCCCUACUUUAAGUGGAUAUCCAAUUUCAUUACCUGCCACAGUGAGUCAACAGCCUGUGAUGCCCUCUGGACCACCUGUCUCCAGGCCUCUUAAUAUUGGACAGGCAGUCAUAGGAAUAAACAUAACUGCACCAGUGGGUGGAGCUGCAGCACAGGUUUCUAGUGGUUUUAUGCCAUCUUACCCCACAAAUCAGGUAGUAAAACCAGAAGAAGAUGACUUCCAGGAUUUUCAGGAUGCUUCAAAGUCUGGCUCACUCGACGAAUCUUUUGCUGAUUUCCAAGCAGAGGGAUCUGGAUCCUCUAAAGCCACCAAUUCUCAGCAGCGGAGCAGUGUCCCUUCUCUGCUGAUUCCACUCCCUGGCACUAAAACUCCUUCCUCAACAGAUAAAUAUUCAGUGUUUAAAGGGAUUGCAGUUGAUAAGCCUUCUGAAAGUGCAGCUGUGUUUGGAGAUUAUGGAGACAAAUACAGUGCUUUCCGAGAGCUAGAACAACCAUCGGAGAGUAAAUACUUAGGAGAUAGCUUUGCAGAAUUCAAAUCGGCAGGACCCGAUGAUGGUUUCACAGAUUUUAAAACCGCUGACAGCAUCUCACCACUAGAUCCACCUACAAAAGAGAAAACUUUCCCUCCCUCCCAUUUCCCCUCUCUACCUACACAGUUAAAGCAACAAACACAAGCAAAAACCUCUCUCAAUCUGGCAGACCUAGAUCUCUUUUCCUCCACUGGGGAGAACAAACAACUUUCAUUUCCAGCUGCAUUUAGUUCAUCAAAACUAACUUUGUUCCCUGCACCACCAGCUCCAAUGUCUGCUACUGCAUCUCCACUAGCCCCCAGUAAAAACUCGAGCAUAGCUGAUGACUUUGGAGAAUUCAACCUUUUUGGGGGAUUGUCUAAUUGUGUAUCAGCCGGGGGACAAGAUGACUUUGCAGAUUUUAUGGCUUUCAAUAAUAGCAGUGGCUUUUCUGAACAAAAAAUGGAUGACAAAUACAAUGCUCUUAAGCAAGAGGCCAGUCCUCUUCCUCCAGCAGGCUCCUCUCUCAAUGCAAUGAAAAGUGGGCACAGUUCUGCUGCUGCUGCUCCCACCAAAUAUGAUAUCUUUAAACAGCUUUCUCUGGAGGGCUCUGGAACAGGUGUGGAGGAACUGAAAGACAGCACCCCUUCAGUGAAAAGUGAUGAUGACUUUUCUGACUUCCACUCUAACAAGUUUUCUGCCAUGUGUAGUAAUGCAGAUAAAUCCCUGGUAGACAAGAUGGCAGCUUUCAAGCAUGCCAAAGAAGACUCUGCCUCUGUCAAGUCUCUGGAUCUCCCUUCCAUCGGGGGCAGCAGUGUCGGCAAAGAGGAUUCUGAAGAUGCGCUCUCUGUUCAGUUUGACAUGAAACUGGCCGAUGUGGGAGGAGAUCUUAAGCAUGUCAUGUCUGAUAGCUCUUUGGAUUUGCCAACAGUUAGUGGCCAGCAUCCGCCGGCAGCAGAUAUAGAUGACUUAAAAUGUGCUCCCUUUGGAAACUAUAACAGUGGUUCUGCAGUAAGUAGCCUUGCAAGCUAUGACUGGUCUGACACAGAAGACAUUCAUCAGAGCAGGAAGCUCUCUUCCUUUGCCCUUUCUUCAGGAAGUGGCACCUCUUCAGCUACUUCAGUCCUUCAGAAGAAGGAGACUUUGUUUGGCAGUUCAGAAAACAUUACCAUGACAACAGUUUCCAAAGUGACAACCUUUUCCACUGAGGAGGUUCUACAGGAUGCUAAAUUUGCAGCCUUCGCAAACUUCAAAGAUCCUGGUUCCAGGUCCGGCUGUCAAAGUGAUGAUGAGAUUGAAGACUUUGGAGAGUUCUCAAGACCUUUGUCGGAAGUGCAGGACUCAGUGACAGUUGACACUAGCCCAGAUGUUGACCUAGCUACCAACGGUAUCUCAUCGGAAACACCAAAAGAAUGCGUGGAUGACUUUGGAGAAUUCCAAAGCGAAAAGCCUAAAAUCAGCAAAUUUGAUUUCUUGAUGGCAACUUCUCAAGGCAAGAUGAAAUCUAGUGAAGAAAUGAUCAAGAGUGAGCUUGCUACCUUUGACCUCUCUGUUCAAGGGUCUCACAAAAGGAGCUUGAGUCUGGGUGACAGAGAAAUUAGCCGUUCGUCUCCUUCACCAGCUUUGGAGCAACCCUUUAGAGAUCGCUCAAAUACUUUGAGUGAGAAGCCUGCUUUACCUGUCAUCAGAGACAAAUAUAAAGAUCUAACUGGGGAGGUAGAGGAAAGCGAGAGGUAUGCUUAUGAGUGGCAGAGAUGUUUGGAAAGUGCCCUACAAGUCAUUAAGAAGGCAAAUGGUACCCUAAAUGGAAUCAGUAGUUCAUCUGUUUGCACUGAAGUAAUCCAGUCAGCACAAGGCAUGGAAUAUUUAUUAGGGGUCGUUGAGGUCUACAGAGUAACAAAACGAGUUGAGCUGGGUAUCAAGGCCACCGCGGUGUGUAGUGAGAAACUCCAGCAGCUGCUAAAGGACAUCGAUAAAGUGUGGAACAACUUGAUAAGCUUCAUGUCACUUGCUGCUUUAACACCAGAUGAAAAUUCGUUGGAUUUCUCUUCUUGUAUGCUGCGUCCUGGGAUUAAAAACGCCCAAGAUCUCGCCUGUGGGGUGUGCCUCUUGAAUGUAGAUUCUAGGAGUAAAAAAGAAGAGAAACCGGUGGAGGAGCAUCCUAGGAAAGCUUUUAAUUCGGAAACGGAUAAUUUCAAACUGGCGUACGGCGGGCACCAGUACCAUGCAAGCUGUGCGAACUUCUGGAUCAAUUGUGUGGAGCCGAAACCUCCGGGCCUCAUUUUGCCAGACCUGCUGUGAAAGGACUUAUGCUGAAGGAGGGCUCGCAUCACAAGACAUGGCUACUUGACGGGGAUGAUGCAGGGGAAUAAAUACUGAAGGCUUUUUUGAGCAGUGGUUCAAGUAUUUCUGCAUUUCUUCUGUACUGUAAUGGGUCAAAAGCCACUUUCUCAUACAGGAUCCCCAGAAAGAAUUUCACUGGAAGGUUCAAGCCAUCCUUGAGAAAUCAUCAAAGAAUUUUGCACUGUGGCACAAAACAUGGCAUUUCAAUCUAUCUCAAGCUGAAAUUAGUUAGCACUUUUUGAGAUGUAGCAAAUCACUGUGCUAAUUAAGGUAAAUUGGUGCAUGAGGUGGAAUAGUUCUUAACAUUUCAAGAAAUUGAUGAAAUACUAGGCUGUGUGGGUUUAAAUUGAAGCCACCCCUUAACAAAAUGUAUAUUUGCUAACUGUUCUUUCCUCUGACCUUAAUAUAUGAACCCAGAGGGGUGUUUCUUAUUGCUGCUACAGUAUUACAAUGUACAAGAAGUGACAGUAAUGUUCAAAGAGAAGUAAGUUAUUGACCUAGAAGGGAUUGGAUUGUUAAGCUGCAAUGAGCCACUGUUUAUUUAUAGAAUUACUGUUCUGUAUUACAGAAUACAUUUAUUCCUACACUUAGUGGGUUAGUAUUUGGAGGAAAAACUGGGAUAAAAAUCAUUGUGUAUCUAAAUCUUUCGUACCGUAUCUUUAGGCUUCAGUAAAGGCAGCUGGAUUUUAAAACUUGUAGUCUUUUCUACUUUGCUGUAAUACUAGGCAUGCCUUCUUUACCCCUUCAUUGGACUUGUCCUACAACUGCAGACCUAUGGACUUUCACAAUGAGGUAUUCAUUUAGCCCUUUGCCCCUUAUUAUGUAAUCAUAUAGCUCAAUUGCUGCACAUCAUGUUGAAAAUCAUACCCUGCUAAUAUCAAAUGCCCACACUCAUAUAUUUCACUACAUAUGUGAUGCAUGAGUGUGCUUUGCUUGAUAGAACUUCCAUGCAUAUCUUAUGCAAGUUAAUGUUGUCCAUCAAGGCUCUUUACCAGACUCAGAACUGAUGGCACUGAUUGCCUGUGAGUUCAUUCUUCAGAUAGAUAUUUGCUAUUUCCCAGCAGACUGCACACAGGCAAAAUACAUGGGUGCUUUUCAGCUGGUGCUGCUCUCCGGAGACAAAUGUCUCAGGCUGUCUCAGUAUGUUACUUACAAAGCUCGGUGCAUAGGGUUCUUUUCUUAGAUACACCAUUGAGAUGACAGUCCAGAAAACAAAAAUAAAGUAAGUUUGCUGUGAAGACAGCUUUCCCGUUCAGAAAGUACAUAACAAUGCUAGAGCUUUUGAACGACUAAUUACGGAUCUCUUAAUCCAAUGGGAGUGUCAGGAAUUUAUUUCAAAAGGGCCUUUCCACUAGCUGGCCUUUACUUGGUUCUGACUCAGUGAGCAAAGCCAGCGCUGCUGUUUGUUUCCUGGUACAACUGAUGAUUUCUUCAUUCUCUGAUUUAUUGUAGUUUCUCAAACAGAUCUUGAGAGAAGCGUCCUUCUUUCUAAGAUGUCAACAGCUGUUCAAAGCAAGCCCAGUCUCUGUUUUCUAAGUAAAUAGCGACUAUUGACCUGUGGUUUUGUGUUCCUGUGAACAGAAUUGCAUGGGGGAUAAAAAUGAUGGUUUGUCUAAAAGGUUAAUUCUGUUCAGAUUAACAUACACCUAAUGAAAGAGAGCUUGGCUAACAAGAAUGAGUGAAUGAACUUUAUUUGCAUAAAUUAAAAUGGAUCUUCCCACUGUCUGAAACCUACUUAUUUUUAUCAUAGCAACGGAACUGAUGGCCUCCUUGGGCCCCAGGCAAGAUGUACGGGGCAGGGCUGAGGGCAGCCAGCCCGUUGCAUUUCCAGGAGCACCACUGACCCCCAGUCCUUAGCAUGACACUCUGGCAGCAAUUUAAAGGGCCCGGGACUUCAUCUGCUGCCACUGGCCUUUGAAUCAUGGGCCCCAGGACAACUGCCCCCUUUGCUUCCCCUCGUCGGCAGGCCUGUAUUAUACAGGGGUGGGCAAAUACCGGCCCACAGGCCGGAUCUGGUCCACCAGAGCUAGCUCUUGGUGGGCCCUCACAGCGCCAUAUUUACCGCCUGUGCCUCUGCAGGUACAGGAGAUGGCAGCUCCCGUUGCCCAUGGAUCACUAUUCCCAGCCAAUGGGAGCUGCGGUCACCCGUACCUGCAGAGGUGCAGGGUAAAUAUAGUGACAGCCACCCUCCAGGGCCUAACCCUGAUGAACUGCCACCAUUUUGUUGCCCACCCCUGGUAUAAUGGCAGCACUCUGCACCACAUAGUCUCAGAUCCAAGCUGAUCAAGGAGCAGUUUUCCAAUAAUAUAGCAGUACCCACCUUCCCCCAUGCAAAGUUUAUCAAAGCAAGCUGAUUUCUGAUUGACUGGCCACUACUUUACUUCCUAGUCAUGGUGCCUACGUGCACUAGACCUCAGAACAGCUCCUUGGGACAAGAUCAUUGUCUUCCCCAUCAAAUCCUUCUUGCUUCGUCUUGACGAUCCAUUCCUUGCCAUGCCAUACGCUGCUCUCCACCUCUCAUCAUGCCUUGUGCUUACUACGGCAAGUAAUAUUGGACUCACGGUAGUAAGUCAGCAGGAUGCAACCUUGUGAUCUUGAUGUAGCGAAGGACUCAAGCAAACACCUAAUGGUGAACACGUGAUUUGUACGCCUGAAAGCAAUGGCACCAUUCGCACGCUUACAUACUCUGCUGCACCAAGGCAAUAGCUUGUAUAAAAGCUGUACUGGGAUAAGGGAAGCUUUUUGUUAACCUGGGCUUCCUCCAUAGUUGCUCUUAUUCUUUCAAGCUUCCUACAAGUUUUAAAGAGCAUGGCUCAAGUUAAAGUAGCUGCAGCGCAGAAACUCUAUAGCGCCUGUGUUCCAAAGCCAUGACUGGUCAUUGCACUGCGCCAGAAAUCCAUUUUAAUUCCAUUAUUUGUUUUAAUGUAUCCUUUUGUUAAGCAAAUAUGUUGUGUCUGCUAGAAGUAUCCAGCAUGUCUAUGGCACAUAAAUAGGGGGAAAGGGCAUUUGAGUGUAAUUACAGUAAAGCUUAUUGGAGUAUGGCACUGCUAGUCCCCCACUCUGUACCAAAUGGGAAAGCAGCAGGCAAUGUUAAUGCAAUCCUGUCAAGCAAAAGGCGUUUUUCUAAACACCUUCAAAGUGUUCUCAUGACGUGAAUGUUUUACAUUUAGAUACCACUGAUAAGGGCAUUGCACAAGAAGGAUCAUUCCACUUCUAUACCCUAGUCAUUAAAAUGACUCAGUGUUGCAUUCAGCUUCUGAGCUAUUAUACUGUUAGCCAAGGGCCCAGUGUCCUUGGAAACUGUAUCCAAGGUUACAAUAUUUUCUACACUGGAUUGUAUCAGACCAUUUCCCUUGCUUUAAUUGAGGAGAGGUUAAAUGCACCCUGAGACUUUUUGUUUUGACCUAUGGUGUGUUAGAAAUGUAACAUUUUCUUUUUUGAGGUCAUCUGUUUCAUUAUCAAAAUUUGUGAAAGUGGAUAUUUUUCAUGUACAUCUCUGGAGUUGCCUUGGGCUUGCCUAAGGAAAAUUAUUUUUAUUUGUGAUUUGUGCAUAUCUUGAUUUUUUAACUGGUUAUUUUCUUGGUUGAUUUAAAUGUCUUCUAUAUUGUGCUCCAUAGGUUCCUAACGGUUUGUCUAAUUUUCUCAGUUGAAAGAUACUAUUGUAAUCUUUCCUUCCAGUACUGAUAGGCAUUAGGGUCAAAUCAGAUUGUACCAAGAUUUCUGCUGAUAAAAUUGUUGUUGUGUGAAUUUUUAAAUACCCCAGCAACCGCUCUGUCCUUUUGUUAUAAAGUUGUUUUUUUUAUUUGUUAUAUACAUGGACCGUUACAUUCUCCAUUUAACCAUUCCAGUGAAUUCAGUCCUGGCAGCAGAUUGUUUUUGUUUAUUUUGAGCUAAAUUGCUUAGCACUUUCUUGGAAAACCAUGUAGUAAAUGUGAAGUUAUGAUGAAGUACAGUCUAAGAAAAGGAUGCUUGUGAAAACCCAAGAAAUAUUCUUUUUCCUAAUUAGUGACAUGUUAAAUGAAUGAAACCUGGAACAAAAUAGAUAUCUUUUCAAUAAAAGCCGCUAUUGUACAACUACUUUUUCUUAAAGAUCUUUUGCUCUCUGGACCUUUUAUUUAAUUCUGAUUCUCAAUGUUAAAAGAGAAAUGUAAUAGUUUUAAAGGAGUAUUUCUAUAUUGGGGAAAUAUCCCCUUACACUGAGUUUCUUUCUGCAUUUGGGUGAAUAGUCAUUUCUCUUGUAUGGGUAGAUUUGUGAUUAGUAUAGCAGUGAAUGCUCUUGUUCUAAUUUGUGCUGUGCUGGAGUCAUUGUUUGUAUUUUUAAGAAUAGUUUGUUACUUUACACUUUAAUAUGAUUUACUUCCCCUUCUUGCAACGGUUUAUAAAUGCUUUGUUGAAUCUCCAUGAAUCGUUGAUCUCAAUAAAGAGCUCUUUAUUUA
Pelodiscus sinensis (Chinese soft-shelled turtle) is the source of this 8624-nucleotide messenger RNA. Lineage: Eukaryota; Metazoa; Chordata; Testudines; Trionychidae. The record is from RefSeq and is a predicted model, not a curated record.